Molecule: messenger RNA, 1737 nt
Organism: Lotus japonicus
Lineage: Eukaryota; Viridiplantae; Streptophyta; Magnoliopsida; Fabales; Fabaceae
Product: DNA polymerase delta small subunit
Exons: 15
Coding region: 115-1422 (435 amino acids)
Biological process (GO): DNA replication; DNA strand elongation involved in DNA replication
Cellular component (GO): delta DNA polymerase complex
Molecular function (GO): DNA binding
Source: RefSeq, a predicted model, not a curated record
CCGACCCGAUUUUGGAUCCUCUUAGGCUCUUACAUUUGAGAGAGAACUCUUCAUCAAUCAUCAACCACAGUUUCAAAAGCGCAAAAGAAGAAGAAUUCUGCAACUCUUCCCGCCAUGGUGAUGGACAGAGUGCAAUGCUCCUACGAGCCCUUGGAUGAACCAUUCGAGAUUGGGAAAGAGAUGUAUCGAGGACAACAAUACAGCCAAAUCUACUUCGCUCGCCUUCACCUGAUGCGAACACUCUUGCACUCUCUUGUCCCGCAUUUGAAACCCAAUCUUCCUGUAUGCACAGUUUUGGGAUUGGAAGAACAAGCGGGCAAGGAGUGUGUCAUUGUUGGAACUCUCUAUAAGCAUAUGAAGCUCAAACCUUGCAUACUUGAUGAGUAUUCUAAGGAGAGAUCGGCUGUUCCACUUGUCAAGCCACAUAACUUCAUGCACCCAGAUGACCACCUAAUUUUGGAAGAUGAAAGCGGGAGAGUUAAGCUUGGUGGGGAUCUCAUUUCACCUUCCGUAUACGUAACAGGAAUUGUGGUUGCUGUACAUGGAAAGGAAACAGAGGCUGGUGAAUUUUUGGUUCAGGAUGUUCUAGAAGCUGGCUUACCACCACAAAUAGAAUUUCCACUUAAAUCAAGGGAAGACAAAUACGUUGUUUUUGUGUCAGGAUUAAGUAUUGGGAGCAGCAACUCUAAUCCUCUUCAGUUUCAGCUUCUCAUUGAUCAUAUUACUGGGCAUUUAGGAGAUGAGAAGGAAAAAAGUAUUGCGUCACAAACUGUUCGCGUGGUCAUUGCUGGAAAUUCUGUUGAGAUACCUAGUGGACUUUUUAAUGGACAGAAUAUGGGUUCAAAGGAUCUGUCAAGGAUAUCUGAACCAAUAAAGGAGCUAGAUAUUCUGUUGAAUCAGAUUGCUGCUGGUUUGCCUUUGGACAUAAUGCCAGGGCCCAGUGACCCUUCAAAUUACUCAUUACCACAGCAGGCGCUGCAUAGAUGCCUUUUCCCUGGGUCGUCAGCAUAUAACACUUUUACAUCUUGUACAAAUCCUCAUAGUUUUGAGCUUGAUAAUAUCAGGUUUCUUGGGACAUCAGGUCAGAAUGUAGAUGAUCUCGAAAAGUAUUCAGAGGCAAAAGAUAAACUUGAAUUCAUGGAGAGGACAUUAAGAUGGAGGCAUUUGGCACCCACUGCACCUAAUACCCUUGGGUGCUAUCCUUAUACUGAUAGGGAUCCUUUCUUCAUCGAGAGCUGUCCUCAUGUGUACUUUAUUGGCAAUCAGGAUAAAUAUGACACUCGUGUGAUAAAGGGAUCAGAAGGGCAGUUGGUGAGACUCAUAUGUGUUCCUAAAUUCAGUGAAACUGGAGUUGCUGUUAUGUUAAAUCUGAGGGAUCUGGAAUGUCAUGCUCUCAGUUUUGGAACCCAGUUCAGCUCAUAAUGCAUAAUGUCGUUGGAAAUUUGUUGAUAGCGCUGCCAUCCUUGUCUUCGGAGCUAAAGUGAGGAACUGAAAGUUAAGUUGACAUGGGCUGUCUCUGCAUUUCUUCUGUGUAAAAUAAGUUGACUUGCAUGUGUAAUUUUCUAACUAGGAUUCAAUGUAGCAUAGCAUUUACACUUGUGUAUUUACAUUCAAUGUAGCACUGCAUUAGAUAGUCAGAACAUUUCAAUUUUGAAUCAAUCAAUGUUUUUCUCUUUUCCGAAUAUUUGUAUUUUGAUCAAUGUUGAAGGUAAAUUCUAGUGGAGUUUGCUUAGGAAA